This is a messenger RNA of Pelobates fuscus (common spadefoot toad), 1783 nucleotides long. Its product is annotated as organic solute transporter subunit alpha-like. Gene Ontology annotation, cellular component: membrane. The record is from RefSeq and is a predicted model, not a curated record. Gene Ontology annotation, molecular function: transporter activity. The coding region runs from base 559 to 1584 and encodes 341 amino acids. NCBI's taxonomy places the organism in Eukaryota, Metazoa, Chordata, Amphibia, Anura, Pelobatidae. The transcript has 8 exons. Gene Ontology annotation, biological process: transport.
AGAUUGUAAAUUUAAUAUGUGUAUACCAGUGAUCAGAAACCUUCUCUUAGGGACAUAUAGCAGCCUAUUGUCUUUAAUUAACUGUUACACCACACUGUCUGAGUGAAAGACAAGUAAAGGCUGCUAAUAUUCCUAUUCCUGAUUGUCUUUAUCUUCUCCCUCCCACUCUUCAGUUUGGAUUAUGUCAUUGUACAGUUCAACUUCAGCUCGUCUUGUGCUCUUUCAAAGUACUUGGAUAACUGAUUUACAACCUGCUUUUAUAUUCCUUGGUUGAUGUUUACCUGGACUUGCCCUGCAUUGAAAACUUGUGUAGCAGACUAUAAGAAGUGCAAAAAAGAAAUCUGCCUCCACAGUGAGUUAGAAAAGUUAUAUUUAUCUGAGCAGCCGUGGGCAAUUUUCUUUUAAUCCUAGACGUUCCUUGGGGACAGUAGGGAAAGAAGCGGAGCUGACUUCCCCAAUUUUUCACUGUGCUACCAUUAACAGAGCUGUGGAUAGACCGUUCAAAUAAGGAGAGACAGAAUUAGCAGCCAAAGAGAACCCCACACAGAGAGCACAAAGAUGAAUGACACACAAAAUGGAACUACUCAAAUUAACCCCAUAUGUAGAAACAGGCAAGCGCCUUAUUCUUACGAAAUCAUCCAAAAUCUUGACACUACAGGAGCAUUGUUAUUUUCUCUUAUAACAUUAAUGACAAUAUUCGCAUUCCUGGUGUUCUUAGAAGAAGCAUACUAUAUGUAUAAGAAAAUACCUGGCUCAAAAAAAUCUAUAAUGAUUUGGAUAAAUGCAGGAGCACCAAUUAUCGCGAUAACAGCAUGCGUCGGAAUGUGGAUACCUCGCAGCACUAUGUUCACUGACUUCACUGCAUCUGUAUUCCUUGCCGUGUUCAUACACAAGUUUCAGCAGAUGUUGGUGAGUGAAUGUGGUGGUAGACGAGAAUUUCUUAAGAUGUUUUCAGAGAAAAAACUGCAGCUGAGCACAGGUCCAUGCUGCUGCUGCUGUGUCUGUCUGCCCCGUAAAGACAUUAACAGCCGAACAUUAUUUAUUCUGAAACUUGGAACCUUUCAAUUUGCAUUCCUGCGGCCUGUGCUUAUGUUUCUCUCAGUAGUGCUUUGGACCAAUGGAACCUUUAUUUUAGGAAGUUCAUCAAUUGAUGGAGCUACAAUGUAUAUUAACAUCAUUCUUGCUAUCAUCACAAUCACAGCACUUUGGGCUGUUGGAAUCAUGUUUAAUCUGGUCAGACCUUCCUUAGCGGACAGGAACAUUAUUCCUAAAUUUGCAGUAUACCAGUUUAUUGUCAUUCUAAGUCAGCUGCAAACCUCUAUCAUCAAUAUUCUUGGAACAAUGGGUGUUAUCUCAUGUGUCCCACCCCUACCAGGACCAUCAAGGGCCUCAUACAUGAAUCAGCAGCUACUCAUAAUGGAAAUGUUUCUCACUACACUCCUCUGCCGUAUGUUAUACCGCCGAAAAUAUGAUACGUUAACUAACCAGGAAGAGAACGAUAAUCUAGAAAACAACACAGUGGAUUUGAACAGCAAAGCUUUGGAAGAGAAGCUACAUUACGAAGAUAAGAUACAAUAUGCCUAAAGACAAUUUAACAUUGUAGGACUUUUUCUGAAAAUGUACCAACUAGAAAUGGAUGGAUCUACAUAUGCAUUUAUUUGAUUGUAUUUUUUACUUUAUCUGACUAACAUAUAUAGUAUAUAUAAAUAUAGGAUCCAUGUAAAUAAAGUUAAUUUGGUCUUGUAUUUUGGGCUAUAUGUCUGUACCCAGUAAGUUUAAUAAA